Messenger RNA from Anopheles cruzii, 1200 nucleotides. RefSeq names its product peptidyl-prolyl cis-trans isomerase Fkbp12 (gene Fkbp12). The record is from RefSeq and is a predicted model, not a curated record. Bases 151 to 477 code for a protein of 108 amino acids. NCBI's taxonomy places the organism in Eukaryota, Metazoa, Arthropoda, Insecta, Diptera, Culicidae. Gene Ontology annotation, molecular function: peptidyl-prolyl cis-trans isomerase activity. The transcript is spliced from 2 exons.
ACGGGCCAAAGAAGAACGAAGUGAAGAAGAAGAAACACUGUCCGGCAUUUUCUUUUCUACCACACGGAAGUGCAAACUUUGUGGUGUGACCGACGACCUCUGCUUUUGACCUACAUUUUACUGCCGGCUCAUCGUCGCAUCACUGAGAAAAUGGGAGUCCAGAUCAUUCCGAUUGAAAACGGUGACCAAACCACCUUCCCGAAACCCGGCCAAACGGCCGUCGUGCACUACACCGGGACGCUCGACGAUGGAUCUGUGUUUGAUUCCUCGCGCAACCGGGGCAAGCCGUUCAAGUUCGCUGUCGGCAAGGGCGAGGUGAUCCGCGGCUGGGACGAAGGGGUCGCCCAGAUGUCUGUGGGGCAGCGCGCGAAGCUUGUUUGCUCGCCGGAUUACGCCUACGGAAGCCGUGGCCACCCGGGUGUCAUCCCGCCGAACGCUCGGCUGACCUUCGACGUGGAGCUGCUAAAGGUAGAGUAGAGAGGCCGUACGAUAAUCAACAGCGCGACCACAGACCCGACCGGCACCAGAGUAAGCGCAACAUCCUACCUAACACGUAACAAGCAAUCUAACUGGACCGUGAAGCGAAAGCAGUCGAGGGCAGAGCGGGAAGGAAUCGUAGAACGAGAAAGAAGAAACAUUCUUAUCACUAACAUUGACCCCUCUGCGAACAGAAGCCCACCCGGCUGCUAGCUCCAGUUCCGAAACACAUCACGAACCUUCACAUCUUUUCCUCGCGCAGGUCAUGCGUUUGUAAUCCGUAGCGCCAUCCAGGGAUUCUUCUCCAUUGCAUUUCCAUUUCUUCGAUUCCAAGCCUAGCGUGAAUGCAUUUAAAUAUUAUCGGAUCUUGUCGGAGGUUAGUGAAAGUACAAGUAGAAAUAGCCAGGGGAGAGAGGUAGCGAGAAGAGAGAUGCGGGACUGGCCCUUUUCCAGCAAACGACCAUCGACAUGAAAACCUAGUUCAGAGCACAGCCAAAACGUAACCAUCCUUGUCUGCAUCCUUCCCAAGGCACUUCUUGCCGAACCCUCCGAAACCGAAGUUAUUUCGUAAGCAAAUUGUAAAACCGCUCAAUUCGGUUCCUUGGCCCUUGUGGCGCACGACCUCACACUCUGGUUUGCACCUCCUACUGUCGGUCAUCUAAACUAAAUGAAAUGAAUGAAACGGAAAUAAAAAGCAUUAACUCUCUAAACCAAAACCUAAAA